GCAAACUACUACGGCGAAUUCAGCAAGCAACAGAGCGAAAUUGACAAAAAAAUAUUGAAAUAAAACAGUUCUUUCUUCCAUUUGAUGACAAAUUACUUGUGUGAGCUGAUUUUCGUGUCAGAAGCAAUCAACGCGGUGAUGAAGUGUAGAUGUGUAGAUGUGGAGUCAAUAAAUAAUAACAAAAUACUUAAUUAACAAACAAAUAACAAAGAAAGAAACAAUAUUGUUUUAAUUGUGUUUAGCAAUAUUGAAAGCAAAGUGGAAAGUUGUACACCAGUGAAAUUUGUUUUUGUAAAUGGAGACAAGUGAGGAAACAGGCGAUAGUCUGGCUCAAGAAAUAAACGCAACAAUAACGUCUGGUGCAACAAGAAUAAUAAUGGCCGAUCUGCACAAUGAAACGAAUGUGCCAGUUAUUGUACCAUACGAGGUUGAAACAAAUUUGCAAAUUCCUACUACGUCAGUGACUGCAAUGCCACUUGGAGCAGACACAACAACAGUAACAACACGAGAUGAAAACACCAACAAUGCAACUGAUGCCGUAAUCGAUCUAUGCAAUACCACCCCCCCGACCGCAUCCACAUCGAAAUCAGCUGCAGCAGCAGCAGCCGCCGCGGCAGCAGUUAUAUGUGUCGAUAGUAGUCCGGAUGAAAGGUCGGCUGAUGCUGAGGACGCUGCAGGACCUUCAGCUACAAUUGAGUGCCCAAUAUGCUUACAAACAUGUAUACAUCCAGCACGUUUGCCAUGUGGGCAUAUAUUUUGUUUCCUAUGCGUGAAAG
Molecule: messenger RNA, 776 nt
Organism: Ceratitis capitata (Mediterranean fruit fly)
Lineage: Eukaryota; Metazoa; Arthropoda; Insecta; Diptera; Tephritidae
Product: E3 ubiquitin-protein ligase rnf146
Biological process (GO): ubiquitin-dependent protein catabolic process; Wnt signaling pathway
Cellular component (GO): cytoplasm; nucleus
Molecular function (GO): zinc ion binding; ubiquitin protein ligase activity; poly-ADP-D-ribose binding
Source: RefSeq, a predicted model, not a curated record